AUGUCUCGAUUGUAUGAAGCAGUUUGGCCAGCACUUUCAUCUAUUUAUAAAAGGCCAAAAAAUUUCACAGACUUAUGCGACGAGAAUAAUCUUGAUCCACGUCACGUUACUUUCACUUACUGCCCGACUAUAUGCAUAAGAAUGUGGGAGGAACCUAUAGUAGCUGGAGUUCGAAUCAAAGGUCAUAUCCGUGGGUGCCUUGUUGACCUCUUACAUAAUGGUUUCAAUCAAACUAUAGUUACAUGGUACAGGUGGAUGCAUCGUGAUUCCUGCCGUCAAUACAGGAAACGAGAACUUUUCAAGUUGCCGAUAGAAUUAAGCGAUGACAGCUCUAUUACGGUAUGUACAUGCUAUGCCGAUUAUUGCAACGGUAGGUCUUCCAGCGAAGCGACGAAGCUGGGAAUUUCUCAGUACUCAUUCCUUUUACUAUUUUCAUUUUUACUUUCAAUUUACAUUCAGAGGAUAUCCUAUCUAUCUUCUUGA
Messenger RNA from Thelazia callipaeda (thelaziosis nematode), 483 nucleotides. The record is from the annotation of a GenBank genome assembly. NCBI's taxonomy places the organism in Eukaryota, Metazoa, Nematoda, Chromadorea, Rhabditida, Thelaziidae.